AUAUAUAUGGUAACCCCAAAACCCAUACAGAACCAAAAGCAAAAAAUCAAAGAAGUUGAGAGAAUGGGUUUUGAUGAGGAGCAUAUAGUGAUGCUACCAUUCUUGGCUCAAGGCCAUCUGAUCCCAUUCCUAGCCCUAGCCAAGCAAAUCCAGCAAAGAACAGGCUUCACCAUCACCAUCGCCACCACCCCACUCAACGCCCAAUACCUACGUUCUCCCCAACCUAACAGCAACAUCCACUUGGCCGAGCUUCCCUUCCGCAGUGAAGACUAUGGCCUCCCCCCAAACACGGAGAACUCAGAGAAUAUACCUCUCGACUUAUUCGGAACCCUACUCACUGCAUCGCAACAUCUAGAAGCUCCGACUCGCCGUCUAGUCUCGGACAUCACCGAAAAGGAAGGCAAGCCACCGCUUUGCUUAAUCUCCGACGUGUUUUUUGGGUGGGCUGUGAAUGUAGCAAAAAGCUCUGGCACCGUCAACGUCGCUAUCACCACCGCAGGGGCUUACGGCACGACGGCGUUUAUGUCCUUGUGGCAACAUCUCCCACAUUGUAGUGUGUCUUCAGACGAUGAGGAGUUCCACAUUCCGGGGUUCCCAGAACGGUGUCGUCUGACACAGUCUCACUUGCAUAAGUUUCUCAGAGCUGCCGAUGGUACGGAUUCUUGGUCGAGAUUUUUUCGGACGCAGACCUCGCUUUCGAUGAAGUCUUUUGGUUGGAUGUGCAACACCGUUGAAGAAAUCGAGCCGUUCGGAUUGAAAGUGUUGCGAAAUUACAUCAAGCUCCCUGUUUGGUCCAUUUUGGCUUCCAACAUUUCCAGCCAAAAAUAUUCCAGCAAGAAAUGGGGAAUUUCGGCAGAGAAAUGCACCGAGUGGCUUGACUCGCACAGUGCCGAUUCGGUGGUGUACAUCUCAUUUGGUUCCCAGAACACGAUCAGCGCCUCCCAGAUGAUGGAAUUGGCCAAAGGUUUGGAAAAGAGCGGGAUGCCUUUUGUCUGGGUCAUAAGGCCACCGGUGGGGCACGACAUGAAGGGCGAGUUCCGAUCAGAAUGGCUGCCGGAGCGUUUCGAGGAGCGAAUAAGGGAGAAGAAGCGAGGGUUAUUGGUGCACAACUGGGCCCCGCAGCUGGAGAUACUAUCGCACGUGGCGACGCGCGCGUUUGUAAGUCACUGCGGGUGGAAUUCGGUGCUGGAGAGCUUGAGCAGAGGGGUGCCGAUCAUUGGGUGGCCGCUGGCGGCGGAGCAGACGUAUAACUCGAAGAUGUUGACGGAGGAGAUGGGUGUGAGUGUGGAGCUGACGAGGGGUGUGAACAGUAAUGUAGAGGCGGAAGAGGUGAGGAGAGUGAUUGAGUUUGUGGUGGAUGAGAGUGGCGAAGGUGGUGAGAUGAGGAGAAGAGCUCACCAGCUCAUGGAGAAGAUAAGAGGAGCUGUACGGGAGGAUGGUGAAGCAAAGGGAUCUUCCGUUAAAGCUAUGGAUGAUUUUGUUACUGAACUUUUAUUACAGAGAGAAGAAAGAGGAUCAAAAAUCAAUUAAAUCUGUAUUUUUAAUUAGCUGUUACCUUGGCCGGAGGGGAAAAAAGAUCAAGGAGUUUCCAGUUCAAAAUAGUUGGUGUUUUUAUUUUUAUUUUUAUUUUUAUUUUUUUUUAUCUUAUUCAAGAAUCUCAUUUAUAGAGUCAUUUUCA
Messenger RNA from Rosa rugosa (rugosa rose), 1678 nucleotides. Its product is annotated as crocetin glucosyltransferase 3-like. Gene Ontology annotation, molecular function: UDP-glycosyltransferase activity. The record is from RefSeq and is a predicted model, not a curated record. The transcript has a single exon. The coding region runs from base 7 to 1530 and encodes 507 amino acids. Lineage: Eukaryota; Viridiplantae; Streptophyta; Magnoliopsida; Rosales; Rosaceae.